AAAGAAAAUUAUGGCGCCAUACUCUUGCAGACUGCUUCACAUUUCACCCAGAGCCAGACAGGUUUAGAAACAUGCUUGUCUCGCAUAUAUAAUUCUUGUAGCUGGUUCAUGGGAUGAAUAGAGUCAUGGAGUCUCAGGCUGAGGGAGGCAGUUCAUCCAAAAGAGGUGCGUCCAGGAGACUUUCUAUGACAAAGAAAAAGAGGUCCAACACAAGCAAAGAGAGACUAGGCAAUGGUUCGAUAACUUCAUUUUUCAGUAAUACACCCCCAUGUAAACUGGCCUGCCCUCUGUGCGGUAAACUUGUACCUCGAUACAAAAUUAAUGAACACAUAGACUCGCAGUGCCAGAAGUUUCUUGGAGAGGACCAGGAGGACGCAUCGCGUGUCAGUGAAGACAAGCAGGAGAAACUGAUCGAAACACCCUCUAAUAGCACGGUUAGUCAAAAUGAGAGGAUAGACAUAGGGGAGAAUCCAGCUGAAACAAGCCCAUAUUUUAAAAAGAACUGUGUGCUAAAGCAAGAUUCAUCUGAAACUAAUUUGCAAGCUAAGGUGGUCCACACGGUUGGUCUUGGAAGCUUGUCUUCUAAACUGUCAAGAAGAGCACCUAGGCUUCCAAGCGCCUCAGGUGUCUCUGCAGAUGAUAAGGCCAAUAAUGGGGAGUUGAGCAGUUCACAGAAAGAAAACAUGACUUUUGAAUCAGUAUUCUGUGGCUUGGAGACCGGUAACAGUUUCCCACCUGGACCUGUAGCUUCUAACCAACUUCAAAUACAAUGUGUUGAGAAAUCUGUUGCAGUUCUGGCAGAAACAUCAACCAGUAGUGUUGCCUGUCAUUCAGUGAAAUCUCCAUCCAGAGUACUGAAGAGGAGAUCCGACGAGAAAAGUGACACAAACAGUUCCGAAACUGUUGCAGUCCACAAGAAAAGUAGAUGUAUUCAAAAUAAAAGUCAAUUUCUGCUAUUAAGAGGACAAGAAACUAAUCUCAGCUCAGAUGAAAUUGAGGCCUCGUCAGGUGUCUGUGAUGUUCCAUCAGCGAGUCAAACCAAAACGGAGUCCACUCACAAUGAUACUGAAUCUGAUAUGAAGGCUGGUAUCAAACCAAAGGAUGAGGCCGAAAUCCUUAGCAAAGUAAAAGCCACUGAGAGUUCAGAGAAUCGAAGCACCAGGCAACCAUAUUACCUGCAGAACUUUCGGACUGUCCUGGAGUCCGUGUUGGAGAACGAGGAUGAUCGGAUGCUUUUUAAUGAAGAUGACUUCUCAUCCAUUCACACUUUUCAGAAACUAUCAGCACCCAGUCAAAUGCUUUAUGUACGUCUGUUCCAAAGGAAACUGAAAUGGCUUCAGGUCAAUAAAGUGGAAUACACAGAGAUCAGUUCAGACCUCGGCCCUGUCAUUCAAGAGCUGGUGGCUUGUGGCUUCUUGCAAACAGAAUCAGAGAUUCAUGACAUCCAUGAAGUUUUGGAUUUGCUGCCUGCGCCGGAGCUCAGAAACCUGGCUAAAACUUUCCACCUUGGGCGUGGAGGGAACGGGACCCAAAAACAACAGUUGGUGGAGGGACUUCUUCAGCUGGGGAAGCAACGGUCAUUGUUUGCUGGUCAAAACAACACGGCUGCUGUCAUACUCAAGAGGGCCAAACAAGCAGCAGGCUCCUGUGUGCGUCUUUGUCGCAGAUCUCGUGCUGUGUUCUCCCGUCUGUUGCUUCUCUUUUCCCUAACAGACACUUUGGAGGAGGAGGAGAUGGCCGCUGGGGGUCAGGGGCAGCUCUACACUAUUCUGCUUGUCAACUCUGGCCGACUUGCUUUCCCAGACUACACUGUGAAUCGUUCAGCCAGGCUGUUUCAGGACAGAGAUAACCUCAUCAGGUAUGAGAUGGCGAUGCGUGCGCUGCAGGAAGUCAUUGCUGCGAUGCAGGCAGGCAAUUGGGAAGAUGCCCAAGGCCUCUAUACCGCAGCAAAGACCACCUGGCAAGAGAUUAAAGACGCCUGUGACUUAAGUUGUCAAGAGGCGCUGCCUAUUUUCCUGCGUUGUUUCACUGUUGGUUGGACAUAUACUCGAAUACUGUCUCGUGGAGUUGAGAUUUUGCAAAGACUUCGAUGCUAUGAGGAGGCUGUGGAGGAACUCAGGCGUCUUCUGUCUCAGUCGGUUUAUUGUGUAGACAGCAGGGGGCGAUGGUGGGACAGGCUCGCUCUUAAUCUCCAACAGCACCUCAAACAACAUGAGCAGGCCAUCUAUGCCAUUCGGGAUGGACUCAAUGACCCACUGGUUCGAACAGGUCAUCAGUUGUCGCUUCAUCAACGGGCUUCUCGAAUGAAAGAAUCUGCAAGCUUUAAGAAGUAUCGUCUGCUGCUACGAGAUCUGCCCACUGUCCACGUGCAAGAUGUCUGUCAUGUGACGAUACGAGGACAGCUUUUUCCUCAUGAGGGAGGUAUGGGUAAAUCAGUCUUCCUCAUAGCAGCCAACGAGGACGAAGGCUCCAGAACCGAAAGAGACACCAUGGUCAUGUGCUCUGUUGAGGAUCUGGCUUUGGCACACUACAGAACUCUGGGUUUUGAUCAAGGUAUUCACGGAGAAGGCUCUACAUUUUCCGCUCUGUUUGGACUCCUCAUGUGGGACAUCAUCUUCAUGGAUGGGGUUCCCGAUGUCUUCCGAAACCCCUACCAGAGUUGUCCUUUGGAUUUGCACACUGAUUGUUUCUAUGGUAACCGGCGGGAAGCCAUCGAGUCUCGCGCUGAGAUGUUGCGCGAGGCGUCUGAGGAGACGCUGCAGGAAUUGAUCACUGAUGUGUGGAACGGGCAGGAGGGGAAAGUGUGUGCGCUGAUAAACUGGGAACUCUUCUCCUCUCUACAGCAGGCACAAAGUCUGGUGGCAUGUCUAGGUGGUCAUUUCUUAAGCGGUGUGGUCCUCAUAAUGGCAAAAGACUACAGGCACUGCAGAGCAGGACUUCCAGAUCUGUUAGUCUGGAAUACUUCCAACAGAAAGUACAAGCUGGUGGAAGUGAAGGGCCCUAAUGAUCGUCUGUCCCAGAAGCAACAGAUCUGGCUGGAUGAGCUCUGUAAGCUUGGUGCCGAUGUUGAAGUGUGUCACGUCACUGCCACUGGAGCUCGAGGAGCUCGGCUGGAAUGAAGAUGCUCUCACACUACGAAAUAAAGACUAUUGUGGCUCACCAAGCAAGCAAACAGCGAAAAGUUUUAAAUGCACACAAGCUGGAUUUGAUGAUUGUAUUUAAACUUUUGUUUGGCAUCAGCUCUGGUGAUCUGAAAGAAAGAGUAUUUAUAAGACUAUAACAGAGUUUAAAAAACAUGGUUUGUUCUCUACAUCUGAAUGAAUGAAUGAAUGAGGCAAUCUGAACCCUGAUAAAUGCUGCUUGAUCACUUGUUAAAAUGUGAUAUAUUAAUAUAAACAAAUAUUAAAAC
Triplophysa rosa is the source of this 3409-nucleotide messenger RNA. It is a transcript of the gene fan1, whose product is annotated as FANCD2 and FANCI associated nuclease 1. The record is from RefSeq and is a predicted model, not a curated record. The coding region runs from base 114 to 3119 and encodes 1001 amino acids. Gene Ontology annotation, molecular function: flap-structured DNA binding; 5'-flap endonuclease activity; 5'-3' exonuclease activity. Gene Ontology annotation, cellular component: nucleus. Gene Ontology annotation, biological process: interstrand cross-link repair. The transcript has 14 exons. Lineage: Eukaryota; Metazoa; Chordata; Actinopteri; Cypriniformes; Nemacheilidae.